Molecule: messenger RNA, 557 nt
Organism: Paraphaeosphaeria sporulosa
Lineage: Eukaryota; Fungi; Ascomycota; Dothideomycetes; Pleosporales; Didymosphaeriaceae
Product: PHF5-like protein
Exons: 1
Coding region: 183-509 (108 amino acids)
Biological process (GO): mRNA splicing, via spliceosome
Cellular component (GO): precatalytic spliceosome; catalytic step 2 spliceosome; U2 snRNP
Source: RefSeq, a predicted model, not a curated record
AAAUGCUUCUGGAUUGUCAACUUACACCCCAGAUACUCACCGAAACGACACGUUUACAACACAACAGCCGAACACAUCUGGAGUUUGAAGGCCUCCACCGUUAGCGCUUCCAUUCUACUUAUCCAGAAAGAAUCGGCACCGCACCACACCCGCUACAACCUACCACAUCUCACCCCGCCACCAUGUCCCGCCAUCAUCCCGACCUCGUCAUGUGCCGCAAGCAAGCCGGCAUCUCUAUCGGCCGCCUCUGCGACAAAUGCGACGGCAAAUGCCCCGUCUGCGACUCGUACGUGCGCCCGACCACCCUCGCCCGCAUCUGCGACGAGUGCUCCUUCGGCAACUACCAGAACAAGUGCGUCGUCUGCGGCGGCGAGGGCAUCUCUGACGCUUUCUACUGCUUCGAAUGCACCCGCUUGGAGAAGGACAGGGACGGCUGCCCAAAGAUUAUAAACCUGGGUAGUAGUAGGACGGAUCUGUUCUACCAGAAGAAGAAUUUUAGGAAUCACUAGCGGGAGAGGGUUGUGGGCGCCACAAGAACAUCGACACGCUCGUUGCGA